CAGUGGCUCAGAGGCAUGAGGACGAGACGCAGAGGAUUACAGGAAGCUCUAUCCUCUCCUGUGGUUUCUCUCCUUUCUCACUGAGCGACGAAGACGAGGUGGAAGAGGAGGCAGAACCACUGAUGUCAGGCGGCCCCCUGAUUGGCUGGAGCGAUGUCCGUCACCGACACGGAGAAGCUGGAGGGAGGCCGGAGGUCGUCUGGGGUCACGACCCCGCCGGAGGGGGGCUGGGGCUGGAUGAUCGUCGCCGGCUGCUUCCUGUCCACCGUCUGCAUCCGGGCGGUGACCCGAUGUGUGUCCAUGUUCUUUGUGGAGUUCCAGCUCCACUUUGGAAAAGAUUACUCCAGAACAGCCUGGAUCCACAGUCUGAUCGACUGCACCACCAUGCUGUGUGCUCCUCUUGGGGGGGUCCUGGCCCACCGCUUCUCCUGCAGGACCACGGUGAUGCUCGGGGGCUUCAUCUCCUCCUUCGGACUCGUCCUCAGCUCUUUCGCCUCCAGCCUGGAGUUCCUGUACGCGUCUCUGGGCGUCAUCACAGGUCUGGGCUUUGCUCUCAGCUACACGCCGACCGUGGCGAUGGUCGGGACCUACUUCAGUGAGAGGAAGGCUCUGGCCUACGGCGUCGCCAUGUCAGGAAGUGGCAUCGGGACCUUCGUGCUGGCUCCGGCGGUGCAGCUGCUGAUCGAGCGUUACUCCUGGAGAGGAGCGCUGCUGGUCCUCGGGGGGCUGGUCUCCAACCUGUGCGUGUGCGGAGCCCUGAUGAGGAGGGCCCCCCCGCGGACGGCGGAGCACAACAUGAACGAGCCGGAUUUCGACCUCGCGACGCCACAGUCCAAAACCAGAGGGGGGGCGCUCGCCCUCCGCCAAGUGGCUCGGGGGUCGAGGGUCGCAGAAUGUGUCCUGUUUAGCAACAAGCUAACAGAGACCAUGCCGCGGGGGGCGGCGCGCUCCGACCCCGAACCCCCCCACCACGACUCGGGACAGAGGGACGCUGGGCCGGGGGACCCUGGAGCCCCCGCCUCCACGCGGCCCCCAUGGGAGGAGUACGGGUUCCUCCUGAUCCCCGACUUCCUGGUCCUGUCCGCCUCCUUCCUGUUCCUGGCCUACGGCUGCAGCGCCCCGGUGGUCUACCUGGUCCCCUUCGCCCUCGGCGUGGGCGUGGCCGACCAGCGGGCCGCCCUCCUCAUGUCCCUGUUCGGAGUCAGCGGCAUCGUGGGCAACGUCACCUUCGGCUGGAUCGCGGACAGGAAGUGUCUACGGAGGUAUCGCGUGAUGAGCUACGCGGCGGCCAUCGGCAUGGAGGGCCUGUGCUGCCUGCUCCUGCACCUCCUCCACUCCUUCUCCCUGCUCCUCCCCUUCUCCCUGUUCUACGGGUACUUUGACGGGGCGUACGUGGCGCUCAUCCCCGUGGUGACAUGCGACGCCGUGGGCUCCUCCUACCUGACCUCUGCACUGGGUGUGGUCUACUUCCUGCACGCCAUCCCGUACCUGAUCAGCCCGCCGAUAGGAGGCUGGUUGGUGGACAUCACGGGAAACUACGCUGCGACCUUCUCCCUCAGCGGGGCGUCCUUCAUGUUCAGCUCUGGGAUUCUCGCGGCCGCCAUGUUGGUCGGACACUUGCGGGGCGCCGCGGAGCCUCGCGCGAUGGCGCUGACCCAAUAAUCCGCCGUCAACAAGUCCGCCACAAAAUGGUGCUUUUUUAAAAUACGUGAUCGGCAUUGAGACCCUCGAACCUUCUCUUUGUGUAGAUGUUUGUAAACAAACCAGAGAGCUACGUGCUAACGUAGCAGCUACAGUGUUAGCGUAGCUUAGCACUAAUGGAUCCAAACCGUCUUCUAUGGAUGGACCUCACAAAGUAAUUCAGACUUCUUAUGAGUCGGCAUCAUUAUGUCGUCAGUACAGAGAGCAAAUAAUUCAUAUUUCAGCAUCAUUAAUGUUGGUGUUAACAUUAAGGAGCUUUUAUUUUGAAAAACUAGAGGAAAUUCAUGCUUUGAACAUUCAAGGUCUGCAAGUGUUCUCAUUGGUGAAAAGGAUCCUGGUUCUGAUUUCUGUGUUUGUGUCAAGUGGCCUUUAUUUAACAUUGUGAACAUCUGGAAUCUGAUCCUGAGAAUAUGAAGGUUCCUUAAAGCAGAAAGAAGUAUUAAGUAUUCAAAUGUUGCUCUUAUUUAAACACUUGUUGCUUUCUUUCACUAUAAAAACAAUGUAGUUAAGAAGUUGAAUGUUGAUGAGGUCAUAUUUGUUCUAGUAAAACGUAUGUUAAGCGUUUACUUCUACCUUGAAUUGUGUGGGGGGGUUUGUGUAUUAUUAUUAGCCAAUGAGAAGGCAACUUUUCGAUGAGGUCACAGGAGGGGGAGGAGCCGCGUUAUGAUUCCGACCAAAGUGCCAAAAAACUUAAGCUGAAUCUGUUUUAUUUCACCUAAAAAAAUCUCCACAUUUGCUUAUAUUUAGUUCACAUUGUGUGCAUCUUGUGUGUGUGUGUGGGGGGGGGGGCUCACACAAGUUUCCAUGGUGUGGGGGGGCGUGGGAGGCUGGGGGGGGUUUCCUUUGUGGCUGGCAUCCCCGAAACACAGAAAUACAAAACAGGAAGAGGACUUCCCCUACUUCCUGUGUGAUGACACACAAAUACACACACAAACACAUGUUUGAUCCUCUUUGCUGAUGUUUGUGUCUUUUGUUGUUGUUGUUUGUGUCUCUUUGUUGUUAAUUUCAAAUUAAAAUAAUUUUCAUGAUUGAACAACUACAAUGUGUGUGUGCGUGUGUGUGUGCGUGUGUGUGUGUGUGUGUGUGUUUGUGUGUGUGUUU
This is a messenger RNA of Pungitius pungitius (ninespine stickleback), 2802 nucleotides long. RefSeq names its product monocarboxylate transporter 12-B-like. Gene Ontology annotation, cellular component: plasma membrane. NCBI's taxonomy places the organism in Eukaryota, Metazoa, Chordata, Actinopteri, Perciformes, Gasterosteidae. The transcript has 9 exons. Gene Ontology annotation, biological process: monocarboxylic acid transport; transmembrane transport. The coding region runs from base 154 to 1662 and encodes 502 amino acids. Gene Ontology annotation, molecular function: monocarboxylic acid transmembrane transporter activity. The record is from RefSeq and is a predicted model, not a curated record.